Echinops telfairi (small Madagascar hedgehog) is the source of this 2383-nucleotide messenger RNA. RefSeq names its product regulator of G protein signaling 6 (gene RGS6). The transcript has 17 exons. The record is from RefSeq and is a predicted model, not a curated record. Gene Ontology annotation, biological process: intracellular signal transduction; G protein-coupled receptor signaling pathway; regulation of G protein-coupled receptor signaling pathway. Gene Ontology annotation, molecular function: GTPase activator activity. NCBI's taxonomy places the organism in Eukaryota, Metazoa, Chordata, Mammalia, Afrosoricida, Tenrecidae. The coding region runs from base 84 to 1502 and encodes 472 amino acids.
AGGGGUCAGUGCAGCGAAAACGGCUUUUUAGGCCUGUCCAGUUUUCCGGUUUUGUGACCGCAGGGUGAGCAAAGACGCUCAGAAUGGCGCAGGGACCAGGGGAGCAAAGAGCAAUGGGGACUGCUGACCCAGAGGAGAGUUCUCCAAAUAUGAUUGUCUACCGAAAAAUCGAAGAUAUCAUUACAAAGAUGCAAGAUGACAAGACAGGGGGUGUGCCCAUCAGAACCGUCAAGAGCUUUCUCUCCAAGGUCCCCAGUGUCGUCACAGGUACUGACAUCGUGCAGUGGCUGAUGAAGAACCUUUCCAUCGAGGAUCCAGUUGAAGCAAUACACGUGGGGAGCCUGAUUGCCGCCCAGGGCUACGUCUUUCCAAUCUCAGACCAUGUCCUCUCCAUGAAGGAUGAUGGCACCUUUUAUCGUUUCCAGGCUCCCUACUUCUGGCCUUCCAACUGCUGGGAACCUGAGAACACUGACUAUGCCAUCUAUCUCUGUAAGAGGACAAUGCAAAAUAAAGCAAGACUGGAACUGGCAGAUUAUGAAGCAGAAAACUUAGCCAGACUCCAGCGGGCCUUUGCAAGGAAAUGGGAAUUCAUCUUUAUGCAAGCCGAAGCACAAGUGAAGAUUGAUCGGAAGAAGGACAAGACAGAGAGGAAGAUCCUGGACAGUCAGGAGCGAGCCUUUUGGGAUGUCCAUCGGCCUGUGCCAGGUUGUGUGAACACAACCGAAAUGGAUAUCCGAAAGUGCCGGCGCCUGAAGAGCCCACAGAAGGUUAAAAAGUCCGUGUAUGGCGUCACAGAUGAGUCCCAGUCGCAAAGCCCUGUGCAUGUACCCACCCAGCCUAUCAGGAAGACCACAAAGGAGGACAUCCGGAAACAGAUAACAUUUUUGAAUGCGCAGAUCGACAGACAUUGUUUAAAAAUGUCCAAAGUGGCCGAAAGCUUAAUUGCGUACACGGAGCAGUACAUGGAAUAUGACCCCCUGAUAACACCAGCUGAGCCUUCCAAUCCCUGGAUCAGUGAUGACAUCACCUUAUGGGACGUAGAGACGAGCAAAGAGCCGAGCCAGCAGAGAGUCAAGAGGUGGGGCUUCUCUUUUGAUGAGAUGUUGCAGGACCAGGUGGGGCGAGACCAGUUCCUCCGAUUCCUGGAGUCUGAAUUCAGUUCUGAAAACCUCAGGUUCUGGUUGGCUGUCCAAGAUCUCAAGAAACAGCCCCUCCAGGAUGUGGCCAAGAGGGUGGAAGAAAUCUGGCAGGAAUUCCUGGCCCCAGGGGCCCAGAGCGCAAUCAACCUGGACUCUCACAGCUACGAGAUAACCAGCCAGAACAUCAGAGAGGGAGGCAGAUACACAUUUGAAGAUGCACAGGAGCAUAUCUACAAGCUGAUGAAGAGUGACAGCUAUGCCCGCUUCCUCCGGUCCAAUGCCUACCAGGACUUGCUGCUGGCCAAGAAGAAGGGAAAGUCGCUGGCGGGCAAGCGUCUCACGGGCCUGAUGCAGUCUUCCUGACAGUACCACCCACAGGGCCGGGGCCUGCGGACCCCUUGGGCAGCACGCGGCGGCGCUCCACAUCCGCAGAGAGAGUGUCCUUGCGGGGCGAGCUGCUCACCGUGAAAGAGAAGGAAUGAGGGCGUUGAAGGGCAAAGGUGGAGCCAGUCGGUGGGUACACAGCUGGAAAGACUGGGACAGUGGAGCCUGAGGUCGGCCCCUAGAGGCUCCUGUUUACAGCACUCUCUUCCUUGGAGAGUUGUGCUUGGACACUCCAUGCUCCAUGAGGCCCUGGCUCCUGCCUCAUCCAGGGGAGAGCACCCAUGUGGGCUUCUGGUUGCUAUCAUAGUCUUACUGUCUCACUCCCCAUGCUGCGGGGGGCGGGGGGCACACCUUCUGGCACACGCAGAAGCCACCAACUGGCCCUGAGCACAUCCAGUAUUACGCACCACCUCCCACCCCAUCUCUGGCCACCACCACCCCCAGCACCCCCAGCCGGGGGGGGGGGGUGCAGCCUUCUUUCUGCCUCCUCCAAACCUCUCUGGCCACCUGGCAUAGCAGACCUGCACCAGCCACCACUUCCACAGAAAAUGUCCUGGUCACACCUUCAACACUGAAGCCACCUUCUUGAUGGGCGCAGUUUAAGUCCUUCCAACCCCCUCGGAGGCCAGCGUUCUCAAUGGCGGGGGGCGGGGGCGGGGGUGUCUCUACCCACUGGCUGCCCAUGGCGAGCACCAGAGGAAGACACAAGAGCGCGUUGCUUCACAGCCUUGAAGGACCCGAUGACCACCGUCUUUAAAAUCAGGACUUUGUCAUUGAUUCUGAGUUUGCCCCUGCCACCACCCCCCUCCCUCCUUGGUUUGUCCCCUUCAUGGUUUACUCACAAUAAACGUGGCCAUGCA